AUGGGUGGGUGUCUAUGAGCUCGGUCUGAAGAGAGAGUCCAUGAUAUGAAAAAUCUGGAAUAGAAGAAAACUUUGCUCUGGCAAAAUUACUUUCCAUGUGAGGGGUCCCAUUCCUGGUUUUUCUUUGUUAUAAUGGAAGAACUGGGAUCUUCAGAAAUAGAGGCACAUUAUCAAUGCCUUGUAAAUGGAGGGACAUUUUGUCAGAUGGCUGAAGCCUAAACUGCAGAUGAAGUAAACUUCUAGCCUUUAUGACACCACUUUAUCGAUCUGGACAAGUUGUGGGUCAUUGUUGGCUGCUUGAUAGCCUAGCUUUUUCCUAGUCUCUAAGGACUACAUAGGAUACUGCUGAAUCCUGAAUCUCUCUGCAGAAGACAAAAGGCUGGAGAAAGACUCCAGAAAAUCCAGCUGUUAUAGAAAAAAAAAAGAAUAAUAGUGAAAAUCUUCAGGACACAGGACCGAACGGCCUGCUAAUCUGUCUUCUAAACUCCAUGCUGUCGGAUGAAGGUAAAAAAGGACUUAACCUAAGGGCUCUCUGACAGCUUGUCUCCUUUGAAUGGGUCAGAUAUUAGGAUCAACUUGGAUUUGGAGCGCAUCUGAAUCAUGGAGCUUCGAGUGGGAAACAAAUAUCGGCUGGGGCGAAAAAUUGGUAGUGGAUCCUUUGGAGAUAUUUAUUUGGGUGCCAAUAUUGCCACAGGAGAAGAAGUAGCCAUUAAAUUGGAAUGUGUGAAAACCAAGCACCCACAGCUCCACAUUGAAAGCAAAUUUUACAAGAUGAUGCAAGGUGGAGUGGGCAUUCCUUCCAUUAAGUGGUGCGGGGCAGAGGGUGACUAUAAUGUGAUGGUGAUGGAACUUCUGGGGCCCAGCCUAGAAGACCUUUUUAACUUCUGCUCCCGCAAGUUCAGUCUCAAGACUGUUCUGCUUCUGGCAGAUCAGAUGAUCAGCCGUAUUGAGUACAUUCAUUCCAAGAAUUUUAUCCACCGAGAUGUGAAACCAGACAAUUUCCUAAUGGGACUUGGCAAAAAAGGCAACCUAGUGUACAUCAUUGAUUUUGGUCUGGCCAAGAAGUACCGAGACGCCCGUACCCACCAGCACAUUCCCUAUCGGGAAAACAAAAACCUAACCGGCACAGCCCGUUAUGCCUCUAUCAACACUCACCUUGGGAUUGAACAAAGUCGCCGUGAUGAUUUGGAGAGCUUGGGCUACGUACUGAUGUACUUCAAUCUUGGCUCGUUGCCUUGGCAAGGCCUAAAAGCUGCCACAAAGCGACAGAAAUACGAGCGCAUCAGUGAAAAGAAGAUGUCGACACCCAUCGAAGUGCUCUGCAAAGGCUAUCCUUCUGAGUUCUCUACAUACCUCAACUUCUGCCGUUCACUGCGGUUUGAUGACAAACCAGAUUACUCUUAUCUGAGGCAGCUGUUCCGCAAUCUCUUCCACCGUCAGGGUUUCUCCUAUGACUAUGUAUUUGACUGGAAUAUGCUCAAAUUUGGAGCAGCCCGGAAUCCUGAGGAUAUGGACCGGGAGAGGCGAGAGCAUGAACGAGAGGAAAGGAUGGGGCAGCUCCGGGGUUCUGCUACACGGGCACUGCCUCCUGGCCCUCCUGCUGGGGCCACUGCUAACCGCCUCCGCAAUGUCGCUGAACCCAUGGCCUCCACACCCACUUCCCGCAUCCAGCAGUCUGGAAACACAUCUCCCAGGGCAAUUUCACGGGUAGACAGGGAACGCAAGGUCAGCAUGAGGUUACACCGAGGAGCCCCCGCCAACAUCUCCUCAUCUGACCUCACAGGACGGCAAGAAGUGUCACGGAUUUCAGCAUCACAGACCAGUGUGCCAUUUGAUCACCUGGGGAAAUGAAGAGUGGAUUCCACCAGACCAGUGUUUGCUUAGUGUCUUCACUGUAUUUUUCUUUUAAAAAACAAAACAACAAAAACAAAUUAAAAGGAAAAAACAAAAAAAAAGCCAACCUUUUUUUUCCCCCGCCAGCAACAAGGAGAGGAUCUGCCCUGUGCUGGCAUCCUUGUCUUUCCUGAGAUCAUCGGCUGUGUUCCCGAACCAAAUUGCCUUUGACGAGUCACUCAUGCAGGAGCCUUGCAGGAACACCUUUGCUGCUGUUGUGCAGCUUCCUCUCCAUAGGCCUUGCCCGUCUCAUGCCAGCAGGCCGUGGCCACCACCCAGAUCUUUCUGCUUCCCUUUCCGAUCUAUAUGUAUUGUUCACACAAAAAAAAAAAAGAGAGAAGCCUUAUUCGAUAUUGUUUUGAAAGUCCAGUUAGUUAAGAAAAGAAGGUUUCCAACACAAUUUUAAUCACAUCUUUGUUCUGUGGUUCUUGGGUGGGGAGGAGGAUGUUUACAGGAGACUUUAAAAAUUCCAGCUCCAAGGAGCUUCAGGAGGUGGUUUAACAUUCAUUUCAAAUUUGGCUGCAGUGGUAAGCUGGCACUGCCUCCAGGGGAGAUUCAGUGGACGAAGGCUGCUAUUUGUAUUCAGGCAUUCUUUCUUUUGGGGACACCACUGCCCCUGUGUGUGCAUUCGUGUGGGAUGCUAUAGGCAUACCAAUAAGGUGAACAGGACUGGCACAGCAGCAGUUGUGUGUUAAGGGUGUGGAUGUGGGUAGUGAUAUCUGCUGUGCAAGGCAGCAACAAAUGUGAAGGGCGUAGAAAUGUACCCUGCUUCUAGUGCAAGGGAUGGCAGUCUCUCUCUUUCUCUCUCUCUCAAGCAACCGGUUUGGAUGUGUUUAGUUUUAUUAUUUUUAUUUUGUUUUUGUUAUUUUCUUGCAGGAGUAGGGAUGGAGCUGAGGAAAAGGGAAGGGGUAUGUGAAUGAUAGGGGCGGGAGUAGAAGCCACGCAAUUGCAGAGGUUAUUCCAUGUAACAUCAAUUUUAGAAGGACAAACACAUCUUCCCUCUUCAGUAAGAAGAUUUCUUCUACCUUUUUGCCCCCUUCUUGUUUUUAAAUUUUUAGGUUUUAUUCAAGAAAACAAUCUGUCUUUAGUUCUGCAUCACAGCCAUCAUCAACUGUCCUCCAGCCUUUAGCUUGGGGUUUGUUUUUUUUUAACGUUGGGCAGUCUGGAAUGUUCAGAAGUGGAUCGGCCUUGGCGUUUUUGGGUUUCUUUUUUUAAUUCUUCUAUUUAACACAGGUUUUUUUUGUUGUUGUUUUCCCCUAAUUUAUUUACCCUGCUUAUUGUGUCUCUCUCCUUUUUUUUAAUUAAGUAAAAAAAACCUUUUUAUUACUUUGUAAUUUUAAAACAAAAACAAAAAAACAAAAAAUUGAACUUUGGGGGGUGGGAAUUUUGUACUUUUUUCCUGUGUAAAUAUUGGACUUUUUUGAGCUUUAUUGUGGUUGUUAAUUUGAAGUAAUAAAGUAGAAAAUGAUAAAGUGA
Molecule: messenger RNA, 3369 nt
Organism: Pantherophis guttatus
Lineage: Eukaryota; Metazoa; Chordata; Lepidosauria; Squamata; Colubridae
Gene: CSNK1E
Product: casein kinase 1 epsilon
Biological process (GO): protein phosphorylation
Molecular function (GO): protein kinase activity; ATP binding
Source: RefSeq, a predicted model, not a curated record